AUGAGUGAGUGAUUUCGGACACAGGGAGUGACUGGUGAGAUUUUUUUUGGCGACACUGGUUUCCGGUUUCCUGCUGUGGGUGGAUUAUUCUGCUGCGCGACAUUUACUCGGUUCAGUAAAAGGUGAAUGAUAGUCUGCAACUCGACCAGCAUCAGCACCUCUUCCUUGAAAACUGCUCUUGCUGAUCAUCUGCUUCCUGUCCUGUUUUGUCCUCUGGAAAUCUGCAACCCUGCAGCAUGUCUCAGAAAUACUCCUACACUAACACAGGGGAUGACCUUUCACGUCAAGACAUGUAUGCGGAUUCGUAUCAGAGACAGUCCAAUAUGUACCGGCCCAGCGUUAGAUCCUCGUCUCAGACUACAUCAUCUUCCAACAAAACGGUAGACUCUCCUGUCCACUUAACAGGGAUGGCUUUGUCAUUUCUUCACAGCUGUGGCCUGGAUUCGAGCGACCUUGCCCACCUUGCAGAACUUCCCGAGCAUCUCAUCACAGUCGAGACGCUUCCCAAACUGCUUUUACAGGUCAAAGAACGCAAACUGUCCAGCGCUUCAACAUCUAGGCCCAGCACAAGUCAGCCAUUGGACGAUACCUCAACUUGGGAGAGUAGCAGCCACACCAAACCGGUCAAGUAUCCGCUCGAUCGACCUACAUAUCCAGUGUACCCUCUUCCUCCAGAGCAAGUUCAAACCUGGCAAGACCGCUGGGGGAAUCCUCGACGAACAAGCACUUUACCCACUGGUACCAGCGGUUCCAACAGUCAAAGCAGCAGUGUUCCAGACUACAGUAUCUCCAAGGACACUGACCCAUAUUGUGGUACCACAAAAUCACCAGAGGCCUCGUCACGACCUUUGGUUGAUUUCGGACCAAGGCCUCUGCUUUCUCUGAGAUUAGAGCCACCUGUUACCGUGCCUAAUAGGAAGGAGGCUGCAGACUUCAACUGCAAAAUUCCCCCGGCUUUUCCUUAUAUGUGUGGUCUCUGUGGCAUUUCUGUCCAUUCUACAAAGGACUGGUUUUUUCAUGUUCGGAAUAGUGGGCAUGCUAAAGGUCAGCUUCAACUUGUACAAAAGUACCCAAAGUGGGAUCAAACUGUUGAAUCUGCGAGAAGGAAUGCAUGCCCUGAAGUUCACAAGGUGCCAACCAGGAAGGAGGCCUCAGACUUCAAUGGCACCGUUCCCCCAGUUUUUCCUUAUUUGUGUGUUCUCUGCAACUUCACUGUCUUUUCUGAAAAGGACUGGUCUGGACAUGUUGCUAGUGGCCUGCAUGCUAAGGGCCAGCUUGACCUUAUGGAAAAGUACCCAAAGUGGGAUGGGACUGUUCGAUCUUCUAGAAGAAAUGAUGGUCACCCCUCCACUGACAUAAGAGAUGGAACCUCGAGGGAAAAUACUUCAAACAAGAGAAUGCCACAAGCAAAAGAUGAACGGAGUUCUCGAGUUGUGAGCUUCACACCAUUACCUGCUGGAGAUGGCAUCACUUCAGAGUUGACUGCCAUUGCUAAACGUUUUGGAUCUGUCAAGAAAUCCUUGUUUCUGCCAAACUGGGGUUAUGUGGAAAUGGCUUCUUUAGCAGAAGCCAAGAAACUGGUUGAACACUACUCAGCCAGUCAGCUGAAAUUAAAAGGCAAAUUAAUUAAAGUCACCUUCUCUUCUGAAUAUAACACACUAAGAGAGGGCGAAGUUGAUGACAAAACACAAUCCCGGAGCUCUCACACAUACAGGAGAUCUAGCCCAGGCAUUCAGAGGGACUCCCCUAGCCCCAGGAGAAGACGCUCUUCAGAAAGGACCCGAUCUAGCCCCAAAAGAAAACACUCCUCAGAGAGGACUCAUUCUAGCCCCAAAAGAAGACGCUCGUCAGAGAGGACCCGUACUAGCCCUAAAGGAAGAUGUUCAUCAGAGAAGAACCAUUCUAGCACCAAAAGAGGACGUUCAUCAGAGAGGACGCACUCUUCUCGGAGUUGCCAUGUAAAAGAGCAUGAAGAGUCUCAAAAAUCCAAGGAGGGCUCUAGUACUUCCUCAAAAUCACACCACACCUCAAGCUCUGCUGCUAAAGAUGAAGCUACAAAAUCCAGUGCAGAUACAGAAGAAAAGGGAAGUGUGAGCAACAGCUACGUUGAAAGCAUGGAUUUAGGCAGUGACCUUGAAGGCCUAGAAGUGAUAGCAGAUGAUGGUGAAGAAUUGGUGCAUGACAUUUAUGAUUCGGAGCCCACAAGUGAUCAGGAGAAUUUAUCAUCCGAGCUAAUGGAUAUGACCGACGUUGACACAGAGGAACAAGAAAAGAUUGAAGAAGAUUCUCCAAAUGCUGAGGCAUCAGAAGCAUCAGACGGUUUGAAGGAGGGGCAAACGUUUGAAGAACAUGAUGACCAAGAAAUAAAGGAGGCAGACCAUGACUUCCCCAGGAUCCUUCAAAAUUGUGUGACUUUGGAUGAAUUCACAGAAGAUUUUUCAGAUUGUCAAGAAUCCGAUGAGCCAAAGGCCUCAAUCCCAAACACUGAGGAAUUAUCAGACGAAGUCUACAAAUCUACAAAUCCUGUCUCCUCUACGAAGCAAAGUGAAAAAUCUGAAUUGCCUAAAGAAGAAAGUACCAGCAUAACAACUGCAGAAUUUGAUGCCUCCGAGACCCUCGAAGAUGCUGUUGAACAGCCUAAAGAGGAACAGGUCACUGAGAGAAUGACUGACAAUAUCCAGGAAAUCUUCGGCAAAGUCCUUGAGGUCCGAAAUCUACCAAACACUGAAAAAUAUACAGACUUGGACUUUAUGAACAUCAUAAAGCGAUAUGGAGACAUAACGCAUCAUGUGUUAUUUCGCAGUUGCAAAAAGGGGUUUGUUGAGAUGCUGUUGGCAUCUGAUGCUGAGAGAGUUGCCUCUGAUUCUAAAAAUCAAGAUAUUGUACUCCGCGGUCACAUCUUGAAGAUUAAGGUGUCGGAGAAAUACUGCCAACUACCAGAAGAAGGGUUUAGUGUUGAUUCUGAUGAUGAGGAUGAUGAGAUCAGAGAAGGAGAAAUAUCGAAGGAGUCCAAUAAUGAGCAGCAGAGUGAUGCAGUAAAUGGUAACACAGUGUCUUCAAAUGAAUCUCUCAAAACAGAUGAGCAAGUAGGAACAGAGUUUGUCCGACCUGUAGUGGGCUACUUCUGUCACCUGUGCAAUGUCAUCUUUGCCACUGAAGAGGAAGCAAAAGAUGAACACUGCAAAAGUCCAUCACACCAUGAGAAAGUGAAGGAACACAAGGAAAGAAGUGGCUCUGUGGAAAAUAAAAAGUAAUGUGUACAUAACUGUAUGGCUGUAACAGAAAGGGGACAGUUUCAAGGGGUGCAGAGGGAUUCAGUCCCCCUCUGACCCUGAGCCAAAUGAUAAACACUCUGGGGCGGGGUACACAACCUGUCAGGGGGCCUGACUGGAAAGGCUUGUGGUUGUUCCAGUUGGUACAGAAAAUAUAAACAGAUGUCUCUUUUUGUCGUCAUAUGCUGUCCUGUUAGCAUAAUUGUUUGAUUUGUUUUAAUAAUAGAACAGUUUUUAUAGGUUCAUUUUAUUCAUUGUAUGCCAAGGAUGUAUCAAGGUCAGCUGAAUUUGUUGUUGAAAUGCUUUAACAGCAAUAUCCAACUGAAUAAAAUGGCAUAUUGAAAUUGAUAGACUUUUAAAUGUGUAUUAAACCAUGUUUGCCUGGUUUA
Molecule: messenger RNA, 3661 nt
Organism: Neoarius graeffei (lesser salmon catfish)
Lineage: Eukaryota; Metazoa; Chordata; Actinopteri; Siluriformes; Ariidae
Product: matrin-3-like
Exons: 22
Coding region: 237-3254 (1005 amino acids)
Molecular function (GO): zinc ion binding; RNA binding
Source: RefSeq, a predicted model, not a curated record